Messenger RNA from Peromyscus californicus insignis, 924 nucleotides. Its product is annotated as olfactory receptor 1361-like. Gene Ontology annotation, molecular function: G protein-coupled receptor activity; olfactory receptor activity. Bases 1 to 924 code for a protein of 307 amino acids. The transcript has a single exon. The record is from RefSeq and is a predicted model, not a curated record. Gene Ontology annotation, biological process: G protein-coupled receptor signaling pathway. Lineage: Eukaryota; Metazoa; Chordata; Mammalia; Rodentia; Cricetidae. Gene Ontology annotation, cellular component: membrane.
AUGGACGGUGACAAUCAGACAAUCACUACAGAAUUCCUCCUCCUGGGUCUCUCUGAAGAGUCAGACCAAGAAGAGGUCGUCUUUGGAAUGUUCUUGGGGAUGUACAUGGUCACCAUCUCUGGGAACCUUCUCAUCAUCCUGGCCAUCAGCUGUGACCCUCAUCUCCAGACACCCAUGUACUUCUUCUUGGCCAACCUCUCCACUGUUGACAUCUGCUUUUCCUCAGUCACUGUCCCCAAGGCGCUGGUGAAUCACAUGGUGGGAAGCAAGUCCAUCUCUUACACGGAGUGCAUGGCCCAGAUGUACUUUAUGCUCGCAUUUGGCAACAUGGACAGCUUUCUGCUGAGUGUGAUGGCCUAUGACCGCUAUGUGGCCAUUUGUCACCCACUCCACUACACCAUGAUGAUGAGGCCCAGACUCUGUGUCCUCCUGGUGGCCAUAUCAUGGGUCAUCACAAACCUGCAUGCUCUCUUGCACACUCUGCUCAUGGUUCGCCUCACCUUCUGUUCCCACAAUGCAGUGCACCAGUUCUUCUGUGACCCCUACCCUAUCCUGAAACUCUCUUGUUCUGACACCUUUAUCAAUGAUGUCACAGCCUUCACUGAGGGUGCAGUGGUAUUUCUGGUGCCAUUUGUACGUGUUGUUGUUUCCUAUGUUUACAUUUUCUCCAAUGUCCUGAAGAAGCCCUCUGCCCAUGGGAUAAGAAAAGCCAUCUCCAUGUGUGGUUCUCACCUCACUGUGGUCUGCCUCUUCUAUGGGGCGAUCCUAGGAGUUUAUAUGCACCCUUCUUCCUCCUACUCACUACAGGAUGCAGUGGCCUCUGUCCUCUUCACAGUGGUCACUCCCAUGGCUAAUCCCUUCCUCUACAGUCUGAGGAAUCGUGACAUGAAAGCAGCCCUAAGGAAGAUAAUUCUCAGAUCCUAG